AGUAGCCUUUGCGACAAGCGAUGGGUGCGGUCAACAGCAAGAGCACCGACGAGGCGUCGCCCGCCAUCAACGGCCAGGUGCUCGACGUCGUCUAUCGGGACGAGCGCGAUGAGCUGCACAACGUCAAGGACCUCGGCCACAUCAGGAGGUCGGCCCUGUUCUUCAGCAAGGUCGACUUCCCUGCCGAGAUCCUCCGCAAUCGCCUCGACCGCUCCCUCCAUCGCAUUCGCCUCGCUGACGGCACGAGGCUGGCUGCCGUGCUGACCUUCGACGCCCAGACGGUGUCUGAACCGCGUGAGCUGCUGGCGGCCGUGUGGCUGGUGGAAGAGCAGAAGUGGGACGAGGUGGCUGAGGUGCUGCAGUGGGCCAGUGAGUGCGGCUUCUGUCAGCUGCCUGUCAAGCUCACGGCAGAUGACAUCAACACACACGCCAGCAAGACGGUAAGGCACACACACACAGAGGGGUGGGAGAGAUGACAGAGAGGCCUCAUUCAUUCUUCUCUCUCUGUCUGUGGUGUAGGCGUAUGGAUCGGUAGCUCGUGUGUUGGCGCAGCUCAUGGUGGUCGGCCGUCACAUCGACUUCCGUGACGGCAGCUGCCUGCAGCUCUUCCGCCAUGCCAAUGAUGAGGUGCGGGCCAUCAAGGACCAGCCCGGCUUCGAGGUGACUGUCGACCCGCCCCUCCCCGCCGGCCAUCUGUAUCAGCAGCACCGACAGCAGCAUGACCCACCAGUGCGCAGCGACAUCUUCUACCACAUGGGCAUCAACCAGUGGGUGUCGGGCGGCGUCCCGUCCGCCUUUGCGUCGGUGUCGUCGUUCGCCAAGGAGAUGGUCCUCAACCACUUCGAAAUAACUCACCAGACCAAUCCCACAGGGAUACUCCUCAACGGGUAACACAUCAAUGGCAGCAGUGUCGAGGCGUGUGUGAUUGUGUGUGUAUGUGUGCGGUUGAUUGAGGCGUGUUGGUGGCGGCCGUCUGGAUGGCCUCCUCACUCAGUCGCCCCACACACCAGUGGCCGGCUGCACCACCACAUUCAGCCGUGAAGAUGGCAUCGGUGAGGUGCGUGUGCUGGUGCUCACCAACAGCAGCCACAACUUCGUCGCGUGGAUUGCCAUUUUCGAUUGGGGGGACGGCAUCGGUAAGGCCGACAGACAGGCAGCUCAGGUAGUCAAAUCUCAUGUGUCUUUUCUUUCUGAUUGUCUGCAGUGAGGGUUGAUGUCCACACGACCGAGGCGCCUGUGGCUGGUGCUGGUGGCGCCUUCAAGGACCGCCUCCCCUUGACCACUCGGCUGGCCCGUGUGGCGCUGGGGCGAGUGGCGCCAUACGUCUUCGACGGCCUAGUGGACGAUGACAAUGACGACGAUGAUGACGGUGCGGAGAGGGGAGGGGACACACACAUGGUGGCCAUGGUGUGGAUGGAUGGCAUUUCUUCUCUGUCUGUCUUUGUGUGUGGUGUAGAUUCCGACGGCCAUGGCGGCGGCUGGGAUGAUAUGGAUGACGACAGCGACGGAGAGGACAGCGGAGGUACACACAAGGGAAGGAAGGCACACAGCACACCACAGAUGCCUUACCCUCAUCACACACAUGCGAUGGACUCACACCGUCCCCCAUCACACACAUAUGUGAGUGUGUGUGUGGAUUUGACAGGUGAGGAUGCAUCAGCUGCGCAGAACGGCGCCAACGACGGCAACACAUCGCGCUGAUAACACACACGCACACAGAGACCGAUCCCAAGACUCACUGGUGCGCCACAGACACACUGCAAUGUCAUCGGCUGUUGCCAUGCCUCUCUCUCCCUCUGUCUGUCUGUCUGUCUGUGUGUCUGUUUUGGCCAGGAGGGUGGACCAGUUGGACUAAUGGCUGCCGUCCUGUCUGUUUGCAGCUCGCGGACCGGCGCAGACUAGCCGCUGAUGUCUGUGUGUGUGUUGAAGGGUGAACAUGCCUCUGAUGGUUGUGGGUGGGUCACUCUCUCUCUGGCCUCCGUCUCUCUCUCUAUAUAAAUCUGCCUGAGCGUGUCGAUAUGUAUUAGGCUGACUGCCUGGCUGCUGUCUGUGUGGGUGUGGAUGGA
This is a messenger RNA of Vitrella brassicaformis, 2066 nucleotides long. The record is from the annotation of a GenBank genome assembly. Lineage: Eukaryota; Vitrellaceae.